CUCGGCUCUUCUCUUCCUGAGCUCACUCUGUCGUUGGCGUUCGCGUUGACUGGCCAGAGUCCGCGAGCUGAACACCCUUAUCUUUCAUUUGAUCUGCCACCUUCCUAUUCUUUCUCUCUCUCUCCAUCCAUCUCUGCAGCUAUCCAUCCAUUCAUCUCUGCCCGGCCCUCAGGACCUGACUGGUCUUAUCUCCCAGCUCACCCACCACUGGUCCCUCGCACCUCUUCCUGGUCUGUUUCUUACAUCUGAUUGGCCAUGGCAUACCAUAGUUUCCUGCUGGAACCAAUUAGCUGCCACGCCUGGAACAAAGAUCGUACCCAGAUCGCCCUGUGCCCCAACAACCACGAGGUCCACAUCUACAAGAAGGAUGGGACCAAGUGGACCAAGCUGCAUGAGCUGAAGGAGCACAAUGGACAAGUGACAGGUAUCGACUGGGCUCCGGACAGUAACCGUAUAGUAACUUGUGGAGCGGACCGUAACGCCUACGUGUGGACCCUAAAAGAGGGCUCGUGGAAGCCCACCCUGGUCAUCCUCAGGAUCAACCGUGCUGCUCGCUGUGUGAAGUGGUCGCCACGAGAGAACAAGUUUGCUGUCGGCAGUGGCUCUCGCCUCAUCUCCAUCUGCUACUUUGAGCAGGAAAACGACUGGUGGGUGUGUAAGCACAUCAAGAAACCGAUCCGCUCCACCAUCCUCAGCCUUGACUGGCAUCCCAACAACGUCCUGCUGGCUGCUGGAUCCUGUGACUUUAAAUGCAGGGUGUUUUCCGCCUACAUUAAGGAGGUGGAGGAGAAGCCCGGGCCUACUCCCUGGGGCAGCAAAAUGCCGUUCGGGGAGAUGCUGUUUGAAUCCGGUGGCUCUGGAGCAGCCGAUCAGACCUCGGCUGGAGGAGGAGGUUGGGUGCACAGCGUGUGCUUCUCACACUCCGGCAACCGCCUGGCCUGGACCUCCCACGACUCCACUGUGUCUGUCGCAGAGGGAGGCAAGACCGGCACGGUGAACAGUCUGAGCUCUGAGACACUCCCUCUGCUGUGUGUCACCUUCAUCACUGAGAACAGCUUAGUAGCAGCUGGACACGACUGUUACCCGGUGCUGUUUGUGUACGACGGUGCCAAAGCCAGCUUGACAUUUGGUGGUAAGCUGGAUGUUCCUAAGCAGGCGGCCCAGAAGGGCAUCAGUGCCAGGGAACGUUUCCAGAACCUGGACCGCCGGGCCUCGGAGACCCAGAGCACCGAGAAGGACCUGAACACCCUGCACAAGAACAGCAUCAGCCAAAUCUCAGUGCUGGAUGGAGGACGAAACCAGUGCACCAAGUUCUGCACCACCGGCAUGGAUGGAGGGAUGGGCAUCUGGGAUGUCAAGACUCUGGAGUCUUCAAUGAAGAACUUAAAGAUUGUCUAAAGUAAAGUUUUUACUAUCAGUUUCUGGAGAUAUGAAGAAAAACUUCUGCCUUAUUAUGCAAAGCUUCAUGGCCUUAUUUUAAUCAGGUAUUUUUUUUAUAUACAAGUUAAAACGAUCAGACUCAGGUCACUGUUUGUAAUCCCUCUGAAGCUCUUAGCUGAGCUCGUUAAACUCAACACUGUAUACAGAGGGACUGGCUGCAGGUCUGCAAACGGUACUCCGUGAGUUAGUUUAGUAUAAUCAGAGAGCUUAAAGCUGGAAUUUUAUAUUAAUCUUGGUAAAAGGCUUCAGUAUGUGUUAAAGCUUAUGCUGGUCAUAAUAUGCAUUUAAUAAAUGAUGCUGUUACAGUGCUCAACAAUGUCUGGGUUAUUACAGUUAAUUUACUAUAGUUCUCUACCUGCACUUUACUUGAGUAUUUUCAUUUUAUGUAACUUUAUACUUCUACUC
This is a messenger RNA of Centropristis striata (black sea bass), 1845 nucleotides long. It is a transcript of the gene arpc1b, whose product is annotated as actin related protein 2/3 complex, subunit 1B. The transcript is spliced from 10 exons. Gene Ontology annotation, molecular function: actin filament binding. The record is from RefSeq and is a predicted model, not a curated record. Gene Ontology annotation, biological process: Arp2/3 complex-mediated actin nucleation. Gene Ontology annotation, cellular component: Arp2/3 protein complex; actin cytoskeleton. The coding region runs from base 256 to 1398 and encodes 380 amino acids. Lineage: Eukaryota; Metazoa; Chordata; Actinopteri; Perciformes; Serranidae.